Messenger RNA from Annulohypoxylon truncatum, 1965 nucleotides. RefSeq lists its product as uncharacterized. The record is from RefSeq and is a predicted model, not a curated record. Bases 486 to 1847 code for a protein of 453 amino acids. Gene Ontology annotation, molecular function: metal ion binding. NCBI's taxonomy places the organism in Eukaryota, Fungi, Ascomycota, Sordariomycetes, Xylariales, Hypoxylaceae. The transcript is spliced from 6 exons.
UCAACAUGAGCUUCUAUCUCGAACCCGACAUCGUGUCUACAGAAACUAUAUUAGCAUCUCUCCGUAGAAAGGAAUUUCAACUCCCUCCAAUACUUUUCCUACAUAACUCGAGCAUUACCAACGCACUUUUCCCCAACCAACCGUCCCCAAUCUUCAACUGUACAUUCCCCCAACCUUCACUUUUACUCAUUCACUACCAUAUACAUUGACCACCCUUCACUUAAUUGGCUUUUAUCCAAGAAGCACAACCAAGAAUAGUUGCUUCCGUUUUACUCUGCACAUACCUUGAUCAUCCGUUCAAUUUUUAAAUUCACCAUACCAUUCAACCAUUUUCACCUUGUACUUCAUACACGCACAACAUCUCUUCCUCUUCUAUCAACAAAUCUCUACACUUCAGAAGUCACCUUAGCAUCUGAACAUAAAGCUUUUAUUAAUUGCCGACAACUGAGAGAUAUUGCUAAUAUCUCGCACGUGAACGGACCAAGAUGGCUCCCACAGAGCAAAACCAGAAUGGAGGCAAAGACCUUUACUCGUUCCUCAAUCGUUACCACCAGUAUGAGGAAGACAAGGAACGAACUCACACAUUGAUCAAAGAUCUACUGGUGUACGCUGAAAGAACAGAAACUCGUCUUCUUAACGAGAAUAGCAAUAUACGAAAACAAUUAGCCGACACACGCCUCGACUUAGAAGGCGUUACAAAAGCCCACAAAGAAACCCAAAGACGCCUAGCCGACAUGGAAGUCAGGUUGGGUUAUGUUCCGGACCGAAACCCUUAUAUAAUGGUCCUAAUCGACGGUGAUGGGUUGCUUUUCAAGGACCAGCUCGUGAGACAGGGCCUUGAGGGUGGCCGCAAAGCCGCCAGGGACUUGAACACGGCUAUAAUCCAAAAAUUCAACUACACUGGAGAUACGCCUGUUACGGUCGUUGCUAAAGUCGUGGCUAACGUCCCAGGACUGGCCCGGGCGAUGAAACGGAACAAUUGUAUCCCCAAUGAAGCAACCCUAUACGAGUUUAUUGCGGGAUUCAGUCAAAUUAAACCCGACUUCGAAUUUGCUGAUGUUGGUUAUGGCAAGGAACGUGCGGACGCAAAGAUUAUCGAUUCCGCCAGGUUCCAUCUGAGGAAUUACAAUUGCAAGCAAAUUGUAAUGGGCAUAUCCCAUAAUGCGGGAUAUGGCCCGUUCCUCGAUGGACUCAUCAACAAUGAUAACACAAAACAGCGCAUCACGAUUCUGGAAGGCACGCCGACAGUUCAAGCGAUUCUCAAUAUCGGAGUCAGUGUGAUGAACUUCCAUACUAUUUUCCGCACUGAAAAGUUGGAUCCCAAAUCGCCGGCCCCCCGACCUAUACUUCCCACCUCCAACGGCGCAUCAUACGCGGCUGUUGCGCAAACUAAGGGUGCCGCUCCGCCGCCCCAGAUCACCCUCCCCAUGCAUUCGAGAAGGAAUUCCACUAUACCUGCAAAGUCACCACCGCCUGAGUGGAACCCAGGCCCUCGAGGUAUCGAUCCACCGAUCGUAGUUAGCGCUGCUGUCCUCGAGCGAUUGAAGAAGAGAAAGGGCGAGGAGAAACUAUGCAACAACCAUUUUCUUCGUGGCCCAUGCACCAAAGGCGACGAAUGUGUCUUCGAGCAUGACUAUAAACCCACCAAGGAAGAAAAGAAGGUUAUUGCUCUCUUUGCUCGCUUAAACCCUUGCACCAGCGGACAAGACUGCGAGGUUGACAACUGCAUCUAUGGGCACCAUUGUCCUAGCAUUGUGAAUGGUGUCUGCACUCAUCCCAGGUGCAAGUUCGCUAUUGAGGAUCACCCUCCGGGUACGAAGUUCAAGUAUCCCAGAGACUCGGAGUGAUCGCCAAUCUCAAAGAUUUGCUUGUGCUGUGCUGCUCUGAUCUGUCCGCCGUUGAGAUGCUGGAUAUGAGAAGACGCACCCCAUCCUAGACACAGCAACACCUCUAUGCUUUAGACAU